Molecule: messenger RNA, 2680 nt
Organism: Cyclopterus lumpus (lumpfish)
Lineage: Eukaryota; Metazoa; Chordata; Actinopteri; Perciformes; Cyclopteridae
Gene: grb7
Product: growth factor receptor bound protein 7
Exons: 15
Coding region: 169-1710 (513 amino acids)
Biological process (GO): signal transduction
Source: RefSeq, a predicted model, not a curated record
GGCAUCCCCACCUGUCGUGAUCAUCGCCAUGGCGGACAGCUGAACCCGGCCCCACGGAGCUCACGGGACUUCACAGGUAACUUCACAGUCUCCGUUUCGCUCACCAGGACGACGCAGCCGGGUGGUUUCGAGGCCGAGCGUCUGACUCCGCCCCCCCCUUCGGCUGACAUGAUGGAGGUGGCCGGUCCCUGGACGGAAGUGUUCGACGGCUCUGAGCUGGGGAGCUCCUCCACGCUGACGCCUCUGGUGGCCGACUCCCCGUCCAUCCGGCGCUCCCAGCCCAUCGUCAUCACCGUGAACAGGGCCCAAGGCUCCGCCUCCUCCGUCCCGGCCAUACCCAACCCGUUCCCGGAGCUGUGCGGCCCGGCCAAGUCACCGGUGCUGAUUGGUUCUCUUCCCCCGACGUCCACCAACAAGCACCUGAUCAAGGUGUACGGGGAGGACAGCCACAGCCGCUCCGUGUGGGUCUCCAGAGGCUCCACGGCCAGAGAAGUGUGCCACCUGCUGGUCCAGACGGCCCACUGCAGCGACCAGGAGAACUGGGCUCUGCUGGAGCUGCACCCCACGCUGGGCCUGGAGAGAUGCCUGGAGGACCACGAGGUCGUGCUGGAGGUUCAGGCCACCUGGUCCCUCAAAGGAGACACCAGGUUCGUGUUCUGCAAGAACUACGCCAAGUACGAGUUCUUCAGGAAACCGACGCUCUUCUUCCCAGAGGCCAUGAUCUCCGACAGCGCCGACGUCACCAAAGGGAUGACGUCAUCGGAUCUCAUCCAGAACCUGCUGAGAUCCGGGACGUGUCCAGAGAUUCAGGGCUUCCUGCAGGUCAAGGAGCCCAGCCGUAAAUCCUGGAAGAAGGUCUACUUCUUCCUGCGGCGCUCCGGACUCUACUGCUCCACCAAAGGCUCCUCCAAGGAGCCUCGACACCUGCAGUACGUGGCCGAUCUGGAUGACCUGAACGUUUACACGGUUGUAAACAGCCUAAAACUGUACAGCGCGCCAUCGGACUUCACCUUCUGCAUUAAGGGUUCCAGAAACCCGCUCCGGGUUCAGGACCUGAAGAUCUUGUGUGCCGAGAACGAACAGACUCGGACGUGUUGGACGUCGGCGUUCAGGCUCUUCAAGUACGGGAAGCAGCUCCAGUCUAACUACCAGUUAUCAAAGUCGGCCCCGAAGAACCUGGAAGGAACCCAGCGAGCGGACGUCAAGUCGACGUCUGAGGCGAGUCUGGUGGCCAUGGACUUCUCAGGGAAGACCGGAGGACGGGUCAUCCAGAACCCCACGGAGGCCCAGAGCGCCGAGAGGGAGGAGGGGCAGGCCUGGAGGAGGAGAGAAGCUCUGAGGUGCAGUCUUCCCAACUUGAACUCUGGAGCGAGACCGACCACCAUCCACAAGUCCCAGCCCUGGUUCCACGGGGGCGUGUCCAGGAAGGACACGCAGAGACUGAUCGAAAAGCAGGGCCUCGUAGACGGGCUGUUCCUGAUCCGUGAGAGCCAGCAGCACGCGCAGUGCUUCGUGCUCUCGCUGUGUUACAAGCUGAAGCCCAAACACUACCUGGUGAUCCCUUGCGAGGACGACGGCAGGAAGUACUUCACCAUGGACGACGGCGUGACCCUCUUCAUCGACCUCCUGCAGCUGGUGGAGUUCCACCAGAUCAACAAGGGCAUCCUCCCCGUCUGCCUCAAGCACCCCUGUGUCUGUGUGGCCCUCUGAGGCCCCCCUACCCAAAGGUGCACUGUGAGGCCCCCCCUACCCAAAGGUGCACUGUGAGGCCCCCCUACCCAAAGGUGCACUGUGAGGCCCCCCUACCAAAAGGUGCACUGUGAGGCCCCCCUACCAAAAGGUGCACUGUGAGGCCCCCCUACCCAAAGGUGCACUGUGAGGCCCCCCCACCCAAAGGUGCGCCUCACAGUGCCACACAGACACAGAAGAUGGGCCUCAAGCACCCCCGUGUCUGAGGCCUUUUUACGCCCCCCACCACCACCCAAAGGAGGAGGUGGGGGCACACAGUCGGGACACCUUCGGGUCCAAGAAGCUGAUAAACCUGAAUUCUGUGGAGGUCGAUGUGACUAUUGGUAUCGGAGGCUCUGCCCCUCUUUAGUAUUUCACUUUUUAUUUUUUUUAUUAACGAUGCCUCAGACUUUGAUCUGGCUCUGUGACGCCACCCCCCCUUGUGGCCACCAGAGGGCGCUCCAGUCAAAGCUUUCUUGUCUUUUUUAAACUAACACGCUUUUUUUGUUUUGUUUUUACAUUGUGGUUAUUAUUAUUAUAACCCUAACAAUAACCCAGGUUGCGAUCAUGUAGCGCGUCAACUCCUCCGACUGUUUUGUAUUUAUUUUUAUUUGUGCUUUAUGUACUUUAACCAUCUUGUGUGUUUAUUCAGAACCAGAACUCUCACCGCUGUAUUUGCACAACGAUGGUGAUGGGGAGCUUUUUUUUUUUAUAUCAGGGUUUUUACUGUGGCACAAUAUCUGGGAUGGUAAUGCCAAAAUUAUAUGUAUUUAAUUUCUGAAAUGACGAGUGUAAAAUCAAGUGUUUCUAAAAUGUUUGUUUUACUUUUAAUAUUUGCACCGUUUUGCUUUUUAUCAUGAAGGUCUUUUUCUUAGAAUGUCUUUAUUUUUUAUUAAAAGGGUUUGAGUUUUAUAUAGAGAUGUAUAUAAUGUUCAGACUUGUUUUUAUAUGU